CGCUAUGUGCAGGGAAUAACGCCGGGGCCGUUGCCAGAGGGACACCGAGCGCUCCGCCCCCGCAUCCCGCGGGAUGCCGGCUCGCUGAGCACCCGCUAGCGACGGCCCCUCCCCGGCGCGGCGAAGCCUCCUCGGAGGGGUACAACAACAACAACAAAAAGACUAAAAGCAUGGAGUGGCAAAGAAGGAUGACGUAACUGUGCCAGGGAUUUAUCAGCUAAGCAGAAAAUGAGCUUAACAUCCUGGUUUUUGGUGAGCAGUGGAGGCACCCGACAUAGGCUGCCACGAGAAAUGAUUUUUGUUGGAAGAGAUGACUGUGAGCUGAUGUUACAGUCACGGAGUGUGGACAAGCAACAUGCUGUACUUAACUAUGAUGCCUCUACGGAUGAACACUUGGUGAAGGAUUUGGGCAGCUUGAAUGGGACAUUUGUGAAUGAUGUAAGGAUUCCAGAACAGACAUACAUCACUCUGAAGUUAGAAGAUAAAUUGAGAUUUGGAUAUGAUACUAAUCUUUUUACUGUUGUCAGGGGAGAGAUGAGAGUCCCUGAAGAAGCACUUAAGCAUGAAAAAUUCACAAGCCAACUCCAGUUAUCCCAAAAGUCUUCAGAGGCAGAAGGAUCGAAGCAAAGCAGCUCCAAAAGCCCAGAGUCCAAGGUAACAGACUCCACAGCUGAAGUGCACCACAAAACUACAGAAGCACUGAAAUCUGAAGAAAAAUCAAUGGAUCUUUCCGCCAUGCCUCGUGGGACACCGUUGUAUGGACAGCCAGCCUGGUGGGGUGACGAUGAAGCUGAUGAUAAAAGUGUCUGUAAGCCAGAUAGCAAGCAUGAAGAAAAAACACAUGAGGCAGGGGCUUCAGGAGGCAGCACAGAUGCCAAGCAAGCUGAGGAGCAGUCUGCAUCUGCAAGUGAAGAACUUUAUCCUUUCUGUAGGGAGCCAAGUUAUUUUGAAAUCCCUACCAAAGAAUUCCAACAAGCUUCACAGGUAGCAGAGAGCACUAUUCAUGAAAUUCCAACAAAAGACACCCAAAGCUCCCAUGCAGCAGCCACAGGGCAUGCUUCCUUUACCAUUGAAUUCGACGACAACACUCCUGGAAAAGUGAAGAUCAAAGAUCACGUGACAAAAUUCACAUCGGAGCAGCGUCACAAGUCAAAAAAACCUUCUUCCUCCAGUGGUCAGGACCUGCCUGGGCUUCAAACAGUGAUGAUGGCUGCAGAGAGCAAAGUAGCAGAUUGGCUAGCACAGAACAAUCCUCCUAGAAUGAUAUGGGAACCAACAGAGGAGGAUUCCAAAAGUAUUAAGAGUGAUGUUCCAGUGUACUUGAAGAGGCUGAAAGGGAAUAAGCAUGAUGAUGGUACACAAAGUGAUUCAGAAAAUAUUGGUGCACACCGGCAUUACAGUAAACGGGCAGCACUUGAAGAACACUUAAGACAUCAUCAUACAGAGCUGAAAAAGUCACACCAGAAAGUCCAUUCCACAGAAAAGCAGCAAGAGCAAGGCAGUUUGAGUCAGACUGCCUUUAUGAUUGAGUUUUUUGAUGAAGACCAUCCUCGAAAGAGACGUUCUUACUCUUUUUCUCAGAAUGUAGGAGCUCUGUGCCCAGAAUCUCCAUCUCCAACACCUCACACGCGAGCUGAAAAAGCGAAACCUACAUCAGGAGAGAAAGCAGUCCCUUCAUCUGUGCAAGCCAGCUCAUCACAUCACAGAGCAGUACAUGGUGUUCAUGCCAAACUUCUAAAACAAAAAUCAGAAGAACCCUCUGCUGCAUUACCUGCCUUACAAGCUGCGUUGUUAAGGAGUUCAGGAAGUCUUGGCCAUAGGCCUAAUCAGAACCAGGAGAUGGACAAAAAGUUGAAAAGCCAGCAUAUUUCUGCUGCUACUGAAAAGGACAAUGAGGAUGACCAGAGUGACAAAGGUACUUACACUAUUGAGUUGGAAAAUCCCAAUUCUGAAGAAAUGGAAGCCCGUAAAAUGAUUGACAAGGUAUUUGGAGUGGAUGACAGCCAGGAUUAUAAUAGGCCUGUUAUCAACGAGAACCAGAAAGAUUUAGUAAAAGAUUGGGCUAUAAAUUCUGCUACAGUAGUGCUGGAAGAAAAAAGACCACUGAGUACAACUGGAUUUCUUGACACAGAGGAAGGUUCUGCUAAUCCUGGAGGUAAACGUUGGGUUUCGCAGUGGGCCAGUUUGGCUGCUAAUCACACACGUCAUGACGAAGAUGACAUGAGAUUGGAAUCAUCUGUGCCUGCUCCAUUAGAAAAUGACACAGACAUCAGUGAGUCUGGUAUUUCUGUUAGAAGUGCUGGUUCAGCUGCUUCUAUGACCAGCCAAGGUGAGCGAAAGAGGAGGACACUUCCGCAGCUUCCCAAAGAGGAGAAAGUGAAUGAAAACUCAAAAGCAAAAGCUACAUCUCAUCAGAGGUCAGAAAUAGGUGAAAAGCAAGACACUGAACUUCAGGAGAAAGAAACUCCGGGUCAUGCCUCAGAUGCAAAGUCAAUCAGAACGAUGAAUGGUCUUUCACCCAGAGCUAAUGGAGACAAAGUUUUUUCUUUCCCCAGCUCUUCCAGUAAAGAGAGAGUUGAAACUGGCAGAGAAACUUCUGUGGUGAAACAAGCUUUAGCAAAAAUUCAACAACAAGAAAGAAAGGAGCAAGGACACUGGACACCCACAAAAUUAUCCUCUACAAAAUCUGCUGCAAAUCAGGUUGAGAAAGGUAGGGAGGAGACUGUUACGUCACCUAAAACUUUGGAUAAUCAAGACAAUCCUCCUGGACAUGUUACAGAUAAAGCAGAAAUUAAAUUGGCACAGAUUGAGGGCAGAAGAAGAAAAAAUGAGGAAAUUAUUAGAGGACACAGCCCUAAAACACCUGGAGGAGAAAAAAAGGAGUCUUCAAAACCAUUAGUGAGACAAGGUAGCUUUACAAUAGAUAAGCCUAGCACAAAUAUACCUAUAGAACUUAUUCCUCACAUUAAUAAGCAAAGUGGAUCUGCUGCCCCUUUAGCAUCUGCAAACAGGAUACGUGACAGAAGUGAUUCAAUGGACACUGAUUCCAGUCUAGAUACAACACUCAUUUUAAAAGACACAGAAGCUGUGAUGGCUUUCCUUGAAGCUAAAUUGCGUGAAGAAAAUAAAACUGAUGAAGGUCCUGACACUCCUAGUUAUAACAGAGAUAAUUCCAUAUCACCAGAAUCAGAUGUCGAUACAGCCAGCACAAUCAGUCUCGUUACUGGUGACACUGAAAGAAAAUCCACGCAGAAACGGAAGAGCUUUACAACCUUAUAUAAAGAUAGAUGUUCCACUGGUUCCCCUUCAAAGGAUGUUUUAAAAUCUUCUACAGCAAGUGCCAGGGAAAAGAUGGAAAAGAAAACUAAAAGUCGAUCUUCAGAUGGUGGGUCUAGAGCUGAUGCUCGCAAAACUGUGCAAUCCAGCGGAAGAAUGAGACAACCAUCAGUAGAUUUAACAGAUGAUGACCAAACAUCUAGUGUACCUCAUUCUGCCAUUUCUGAUAUCUUAUCAUCUGACCAGGAAACCUACUCUGGCAAAUCACAUGGAAGAGUUCCUUUUGCCUCAGCAGAUGAACUUUUACAUUCCAAGAUGGAAGGAAAGUCAACUAAGUCAAAAACCUCUCCUGUUGCACUUGGUCAAUCUAGUAAAUCUACCACUCUUCCAAGACCUCGUCCCACAAGGACUUCUCUCUUGCGCAGAGCACGGCUUGGUGAAGUCUCAGAUAGCGAGCUCGCUGAUGCCGAUAAGGCUUCAGUGGCUUCCGAAGUGUCCACUACAAGUUCUACGUCAAAACCUCCAUCAGGGAGGAGAAAUAUUUCCAGAAUAGACUUACUUGCUCAACCUCGCAGAAAUCGACUUGGCUCUUUAUCAGCACGUAGUGAUUCUGAAGCAACAAUAACUAGAAGCACUGCCUCAUCUCGUACCCCAGAAGCUAUUAUCAGAAGUGGUUCAAGGUUGCUAGCAGGAGGAGAUGGCGGUAAAGUUUCUGCUAGAACUCGAGCCAAUAGCAUUUCUCGACUUUCAGAUUCAAAAUCCAAAUCCUUGGCUUCAGCACAUAAUUCUCCCUCAGAGAAAUCCAAGCUUCUCCCAGACCCAGAUCCUGAUGUUGAAACUUACAGUGUAAGUGCAAGAUGGAGGCGCUUUCCUACAGAUUAUGCUUCCACCUCAGAAGAUGAAUUCGGAUCAAACCGUAAUUCCCCUAAACAUACCCGUCUACGUACCUCUCCAGCCCUGAAAACCACACGACUGCAGAGCUCUGGGACAGCAACUCAAAGUAGCAAUACAUUCAAGCACAGAAUAAAGGAACAGGAAGACUACAUUCGUGACUGGACAGCUCACCGAGAAGAGAUAGCAAGGAUCAGUCAAGAUCUGGCUCUCAUCGCACGGGAAAUCAACGAUGUAGCAGGAGAGAUAGAUUCAGUGACUUCAUCAGGCACUGCCCCCAGUACCACAGUAAGCACUGCUGCCACCACCCCUGGCUCUGCCAUAGACACUAGAGAAGAGGUAGGAGAUCUUCAUGGAGAAAUGCAUAAGUUGGUGGACCGCGUAUUUGAUGAAAGUCUCAAUUUCAGAAAAAUCCCUCCAGUAGUGCAUUCAAAACCACCAGAGGGGAAUGGUCGGCCUAGUGAUGCUAGACCUCAGCUAACAGAUGCCCUCGAUCCCCCAACAAUUACCCGGAGAAGGACUUGGAGCAGAGAUGAAGUUAUGGGGGAUAGUUUGCUGUUGUCCUCAGUCUUCCAGUUUUCUCGCAAGAUAAGACAAUCCAUAGACAAAACAGCUGGCAAAAUCAGAAUAUUAUUUAAGGACAAAGAUAGAAACUGGGAAGAAAUUGAAAACAAGUUGCGAGCUGAAAGUGAAGUUCCUAUUGUGAAAACAUCAAGCAUGGAAAUAUCAUCAAUCUUACAGGAACUGAAACGAGUAGAGAAACAGCUGCAAGCAAUUAAUGCUAUGAUUGACCCUGAUGGUACCCUGGAUGCUUUGAGCAACUUGGGAUUCGCCAGCCCCAUCUUACCAGCUCAGCCGAAGCCGAAGUCCAGUCCUGUUUCCCAAGGUACCCGCGCUCAAGCGCAGCCAAACUGCCAGCCCGAAGCUCGGGCUGUUCGACCUGCCACUGGCCCUGUUGCACCUGAAUUUGAAAAUGCUGAAUCUGAGGCAGAUUUCAGCAUACAUUUCAAUAGGUUUAACCCAGAUGGGGAAGAGGAAGAUGCCACCCUGCGUGAGUGACAUCUCGGUGUUUGAUACAAAAACCUUUCAUGUGGAAUGUUUAGAAAUCAAGGAAAAAUUAUAAUAUUGGUUUUUAUAAUU
Chiroxiphia lanceolata (lance-tailed manakin) is the source of this 5307-nucleotide messenger RNA. It is a transcript of the gene CEP170, whose product is annotated as centrosomal protein 170. Gene Ontology annotation, molecular function: protein binding. The transcript is spliced from 21 exons. The coding region runs from base 229 to 5226 and encodes 1665 amino acids. NCBI's taxonomy places the organism in Eukaryota, Metazoa, Chordata, Aves, Passeriformes, Pipridae. Gene Ontology annotation, cellular component: centriole. The record is from RefSeq and is a predicted model, not a curated record.